CCGUCUGUGUGAGUCUUUGGUGGUUUGAUUGAGCUGAGGUCUAGAGAAAUUAAAAUUUGAGAAAAAUGGCUAAACCAAAGAAAGAAGAGUCAUCUGAUGAAGCUAAAAAGAUAGUAGACGAUGCGAAGAACUUUAUUGAAAAAGCUAUUGCGGAUAUUGGUUCGACAACGGCAACGAAGCAGCUAAUUUUAGGAACUGCGUCAGGAUGGAUUACAGGAUUUAUUACAAUGAAAAUUGGUAAACUUGCUGCUGUUGGCAUUGGUGGUGGUGUAAUUUUACUGCACAUUGCGAGUCAAAAGGGUUAUAUAGACAUAAAUUGGGACAAAAUUAACAAAAGAGUUGAUAAAAUUACUGAUAAAAUUGAAAAGGAAGCCACAGGAAAAUCACCAGAUUGGUUUGACAAAGUUGAGAGAUUUGUGGAUCGUAAAAUCGAUAAAGCAGAAGGAUUAUUAAAGAAAAAAGAAUUUAAAGCUAAACGAUGGUAUAAUAAUUUCAUAGGCGACGACCAAUAUCGUGCAACAGAAACACAUGUGUUUUUGACAUCCUUUGUUGCAGGAAUGGCAAUUGGCCUCCUGUGUGGUAAAUAAUUGUAUAACAAUUUGCUGCUUGUAUUAUUAUUAUAAUUUUUAGCUUUAGGUGAAAUCUCACAUUGUUAAUCUUAGAUUAGUUAUUAUUAUACUAUUUUUAUUUAAUAGUUAACAUCAGAUUAAACAUUCUUAAAUUAAUCAAAACUAUUUGAGGUUUGUUAACUACUUUUAUUUUAAAGUUGUGAUUUAAAAAAAAACUUCUUAAAUUUUAAUAAUAUUUAAUCAAUAAAGUAACAUAUAGUACAAA
Molecule: messenger RNA, 834 nt
Organism: Bicyclus anynana (squinting bush brown)
Lineage: Eukaryota; Metazoa; Arthropoda; Insecta; Lepidoptera; Nymphalidae
Product: FUN14 domain-containing protein 1
Exons: 3
Coding region: 66-587 (173 amino acids)
Biological process (GO): autophagy of mitochondrion
Cellular component (GO): mitochondrial outer membrane
Source: RefSeq, a predicted model, not a curated record